UUGGACCGGGCGAGUUUUAGAAAGCGCUUGGCACGUAGAGUCAGUGCAGUCAAAUUAAAACCCUCAAUAGAUUAAUGCUUAGCGGUUCGACGUGGUUACACGCGCCGCCUUUUCGCCGUGCAGUCUCCUCCUCUCCGCCGCCUUCCGAACUCCUUACUUCCUGUAACGUUCGUAUGGCUACCUCCGUUCGAAUCGCCAUUGUUGGAGACGUUCAUGACGACUGGAAUCUACAAGAGGAUACCAAAGCUCUGCAGCUGUUGAAGCCGGAUCUGGUGCUGUUUACAGGUGAUUUUGGUAAUGAGAACGUUGAUCUUGUUCGAAGCAUUUCGAAUCUCGAUUUUCCAAAAGCUAUCAUUUUAGGGAACCAUGAUGCCUGGAGAACCCAGAAGUUCUCUACGAAGGAAAAGGAUGGUGUUCAAUUGCAGCUUGAAUCACUUGGUGACGAGCAUGUUGGAUAUCGACGGAUGGAUUUUCCAAAUCUGAAGUUGAGUGUAGUUGGUGGACGGCCAUUUUCAUGUGGUGGUGAGCAUAUGUUUCGGAAGAAACUUCUUAUUUCUAGAUACGGUGUCCAUGAUAUGAAUGAAAGCACAGAGAAGAUUCACGAAGCUGCUUUAGGAACCCCUGAUGACCACUCAGUUAUAUUUCUUGCGCAUAACGGGCCCACAGGCCUCGGUUCCAAUGUAGACGAUAUAUGCGGAAAAGAUUUUGUUCGUGAAGGCGGUGACCAUGGCGAUCCUGAUUUAGCACAUGCAAUAUCCUACCUAAAACAAACCACCAACUUGUCUAUCAAGUUGGUAGUGUUUGGUCACAUGCAUAAAGGGCUGGCAUUUGGAAAUGGUCUUCGUAAAAUGAUAGUGGUUCGGGACGACAGAACCAUAUACCUAAACGGGGCUAUUGUUCCAAGAGUUAAAACGAUUGGCAACGAACAAGUAAGCUCUAGCUCUGAUAAUACCUCAGCCAUGACAUCGAAUUUUGGUGGGACCCUUCGAGUAUUUACAGUUGUUGACAUAUUAGAUGGGAGUUUGGAGAAAAUUUCUGAGACUUGGGUUUUAGUCAUGGAAGACAAGGUCAUAGUCGAAAACGAGUUUAUACUAUUUAGCAAAGGAGCUAAGCUAUAGUACUACCCUCUAUUGUUUGGUGUUGUAUAUUUAUGAGAAAGAUUCUUGUGAUGCUACAUAACGGUUUGGGAUCUUAGCAAUCCUAGUAUACUGACAUCUAUUUACUAGAAAGAUGUUUUUCGAUGUAAGAUACUAGGGAACAUGUUAAGGAUGUAUCGUUUUGGUUUUACCGAUAAACUGGCAAAAAUAAAACCAUGUGAUUAUUUAAUUGAGCUGCAGAGAGCAGAUUUAAGGU
Molecule: messenger RNA, 1353 nt
Organism: Erythranthe guttata (spotted monkey flower)
Lineage: Eukaryota; Viridiplantae; Streptophyta; Magnoliopsida; Lamiales; Phrymaceae
Product: Calcineurin-like metallo-phosphoesterase superfamily protein
Molecular function (GO): hydrolase activity
Source: RefSeq, a predicted model, not a curated record